Messenger RNA from Sclerotinia trifoliorum, 1136 nucleotides. The record is from the annotation of a GenBank genome assembly. NCBI's taxonomy places the organism in Eukaryota, Fungi, Ascomycota, Leotiomycetes, Helotiales, Sclerotiniaceae.
UUACCUCUCUACACUCUUUACAUUUUCCGGAAUAUUUUCUCAGUACAUAGAACAAGGACUCUCUAAUAGAAUAUGAGCAAAAAAUCAGCAAUUCCCAGUGCCUGGGACGACGAUUGGGAAACUCAAGCCGACGCAUGGGAAUCGGCACCACCAGCAACAAAUAAAGUAAUCGAGGAAGAGCCCAAAAUAUCCAAGGCGGAACGAUUAGCAAAACACGCCGAGAUUAACAAGAAGAUAUGGGAAUCUGCGUAUGUUACAUUCUACGUCUACAAUGUCCUUCCAUAUCAACUUUCCGCUUUAAACAACUAAUACGAUUCAUCCAUAGUGAAACCCCAGGCGGCCUCUCAGAAGAAUUUCCCUUCCUUCCACCUAAUCUCGCCAAACCCGUUCCAUUAGCUACGCCUUACAAGGCGCCUCUUACACUUCUCUCCCGUAAACCUGCACCUAGAACCAUCACCAAAAUAGAUCCUCGAACUGGUAAAACGAUCACCAUUCAAGCAGAAGAGGAAGAGGAAGUUAUUGUCCCAGGACCAAGUGCCGAAGAAUUGCGCGAAAGGACACAACGCGAACGUGAGGAAAAGCAGAAAAAGUAUGAUGAAGCCAGAGCCAGGAUUCUAGGGACUAAUGCCGCACCAAGAAGUAAUUCUGGAAAUGGAAGGGGAGGUAGUGGUAGUAGUAGUCCGAGGAAUGGGACACCGCCUCUACAGGGAAGGGGAAGAGGCAGAGGAAAUGAUAUUCGGAGACCGGAUAGUAGACCGGAUAGUAGAACUGGACAGAAAGAGUUAUUCGAUCCGAACUAUACGCCUAAGCCGGGGUCGAUCACAAUACAGAAGACAUCUAGAAAUGGGGAAGGAUCACGAUCAGGUUCGGGCACAUCUACACCAAUGUCACGAGAGAAUGAACAAAUUAUUCGAGCACCAAGGGGACCUGAUGCAACAGGUAAAGGAUUUGGGUUCGCAAAUCGAGGUGGUAAAAUGAGUUGAUUUUCUGCUCUAGAGUCAUCAACUACCAACCUCCGCCAAUUUUGCCGGCGAUUUCUAUUACUCUUUCGGCAUCCCCAGCAUUUUUGCCGACAUCACUGACAACUUCCCUAUAUGUCGUAUACACCAAUCUUUCGAGAUCUAGGCCGGUGGUUG